Messenger RNA from Sander lucioperca (pikeperch), 3892 nucleotides. RefSeq names its product potassium voltage-gated channel subfamily H member 8-like. Gene Ontology annotation, cellular component: membrane. The record is from RefSeq and is a predicted model, not a curated record. The coding region runs from base 337 to 3714 and encodes 1125 amino acids. Gene Ontology annotation, biological process: potassium ion transmembrane transport; regulation of membrane potential. Gene Ontology annotation, molecular function: voltage-gated potassium channel activity. The transcript is spliced from 15 exons. NCBI's taxonomy places the organism in Eukaryota, Metazoa, Chordata, Actinopteri, Perciformes, Percidae.
AAAGAGAGAGGGAAAGGGGAGAGGGGGAUUGCAAUGCAGUACACCCGUGCGUAAAUGUGACCAUCCUCGCCGUGGUCCCUCCAUCCCUCUGUCCUCUCCCCUCCAGCCUCCAGCGGCUUCUCUCUACUCCUCUUAACUGGGAUCACCAGCUCGGUGGUCGGUGGUCAGAUUUGGACCGUGGAGUCCCGGGUGUCUCGGCUCGGCGCCCUCCUUCAGGGGUUAGGAGGAGCGCCGGGGACCUCGUCCAGGUUCUUGCCGGGUUUCGUGGCCACCGCCGGCGAGAGCCAAGGCUCUGAGCGGCGUGAGAGACGCGGCUCGAGCUCGACCCGCUCUCGGAUGCCAGUGAUGCGGGGUCUGAUCGCGCCUCAAAACACCUUCUUGGAUACCAUAGCCACUCGUUUCGAUGGGACCCACAGUAACUUUGUCCUGGGGAACGCCCAAGUCCAGUCUCUCUAUCCCAUAGUCUACUGCUCCGAUGGGUUCUGUGAACUGACCGGCUUCGCCCGCGGUGAGCUGAUGCAGAAGAGCUGCAUGUGUCACUUCCUGUAUGGUAGCGAGACCAGCGACCCCCUCACCUCACAGAUGCAGAAAGCUCUGGAUGAACAACGGGAGUUCAAGACUGAGAUCAUUCUGUACAAGAAGAGUGGCUCCAAGUUCCGGUGUCUGCUGGAUAUCGUGCCCAUAAAGAACGAGAAGAGUGAAGUGGUUAUGUUCCUGGUCUCACAUAAGGAUGUCACAGAAAAUAAGGACGUGGACCAUGACAAUGAAUCUGACAUUGAUAAGGAAACCGGCCUGGAGAUCCGCCCCAUCAGCCGCCCUGCAGGCUUCAACAUGGAGCGCCGCCGCAGUCGGGCAGUCCUCUACCAGCUGUCUGGACACCUACAGAAACAGGACAAAACCAAGACCAAGCUGAAGAUCAACAAUAGUGUUCUUGGAGCCAACGCGAACCCGAUCCCAGAGUACAAGGUGGCGGACAUCCAGAAGUCCCGUUUCCUCCUCCUUCACUACGGUGCGUUUAAGGCUGGCUGGGAUUGGCUCAUCUUGUUGGCCACAUUCUACGUCGCCGUCACCGUUCCCUACAACGUCUGCUUCACUGCUGUGGAGAUACGAGAGGACGGCGCCUCAGCGGCACGUAACCCUCCAAGUGUCAGCGACAUCUUGGUGGAGAUACUUUUUAUCAUCGAUAUCGUGCUGAACUUCCGGACAACCUUCGUGAGCACGUCUGGUCAGGUCGUGUACGACGCCCGCUGCAUUUGCAUUCACUAUGUCACAUCUUGGCUGUUUGUGGAUCUGAUCGCCGCCUUGCCCUUUGACCUGCUCUACGCCUUCAAUAUCAGUGUGAACUUUGGGGUUCACCUGCUGAAGACGGUGCGCCUCCUCCGCCUCUUGCGCCUCCUACAGAAGCUGGACCGUUACUCCCAGUACAGCGCCGUAGUCCUCACCCUGCUCAUGUCCACGUUCGCCCUGCUGGGCCACUGGAUGGCCUGCGUCUGGUACCUCAUCGGACGCAGCGAGAUCGAAAAUAAUAGCCCCACCUCCUGGGAUAUAGGCUGGCUUCAUGAACUGGCCAAACGCUUGGGAACGCCAUACUUCCUGGCACCGCUGACCUCCCUGUUGGGAGUCUCUGAUUCGCCUCAAGGCACCAUGACAGCAGGACUGACCAAUUCCAGCCAGUGGAACGGCUCGGGGUUGGAGCCGCUGACUGGGGCGGGUUUGCUGGGUUUAGGCCAAUGGAAUGGCACUAGGACCAGAGCGAGGACGCCCAGCGGCUCAGGGACGACACUGAGCGGCGGCCCGUCCGUCAGGAGCUCCUAUGUGACGUCGCUGUACUUUGCUCUGAGCAGUCUGACCAGCGUGGGCUUCGGCAACGUCUCAGCCAACACAGACUCUGAGAAGAUCUUCUCCAUCUGCACCAUGCUGAUUGGAGCAUUAAUGCAUGCUGUAGUGUUUGGUAAUGUGACUGCCAUCAUCCAGAGGAUGUACUCACGGCGCUCCCUCUACCACACCCGCACCAAGGACCUGAAGGACUUUAUCCGGGUGCACCGGCUGCCCAAAGCCCUUGAGCAACGCAUGAUGGAAUGUUUCCAGACGACCUGGUCUGUCAACAACGGUAUCGACGUCAGCGAGCUGCUGAAGGACUUCCCAGAUGAGCUAAGGGCCGACAUCGCCAUGCAUCUGAAUAAUGAGCUGCUGCAGCUGCCGCUCUUUGAAUCGGCCAGCAGGGGGUGUCUGCGCUCCCUCUCCCUCAUCAUCAAGACCUCCUUUUGCGCUCCCGGGGAGUUCCUCAUACGUCAGGGUGACGCCCUCCAGGCUAUCUACUUCGUAUGUUCAGGCUCCAUGGAAGUACUGAAGGACAACACUGUGCUGGCCAUUCUGGGUCGGGGCGACCUGAUUGGCUCCGACUGUCUGACCCAGGAGGAAGUAAUUAAGACCAACGCCUGUGUGAAGGCCCUGACCUACUGUGACCUGCAGUAUAUCAGCCUGAAAGGCCUCCGCGAGGUGCUCUGUCUCUAUUCUGACUACGCCCAGAAGUUCAUCACUGAGAUCCAGCAUGACCUGACGUACAACCUCCGGGAGGGACACAGCACAGAGACAGGCUGCGAGAGCAACGGAGGGAUCAUGAAGAAGCUUCCAUCCAUCAAGGAGGACGAGGAGGGAUCAGGUUCAGAGGAUGAGAACUCCCCACUCCCCAAGAUGCCUCCCCCGAGCAGACCAGGCAGAGGCCUGCGCUCCCCGCUACUGUCGGCGAGAACCUUUAGACUGGCGAGCAAUCGCACCCGGCCUGCCAGCCUGCAGAUCCCUGGGGUGAGCUUCAGCUGCCAGCAGCCGGACCUCAGCCCUCGGUUUCUAGAUGCGAUUGAGGCAGAAAACCAAAGUGUUUAUGACCGGAAGUUUGAUUUUUCUCCCACUUCAUCUCAGAGUUUUCUUCCCAGCCCAGAUUCAGCUGCCUCAGGGGCCCAUGAUGACGGUAACACCAUGCAGACUAUCGCUAAGCUAAAACACGAGAUGAGCGUCCUCUCCCGCCAGGUGACCGCCGUCAGUCAGGAGCUGCAAGAAAUGACGAGUCUUCUCAAACCCCUCUUCCACAACCCCUCCACACUGCUGAUGGCCAGCACCGUGGCUCGGCCUCCCAGCGUGUCAUCACACAGCUGCUCCCCGGCCCCACCCCUUUUUACCCAACACGCACCUGUGGAUUGCUCGGACAAUCACAAUCCUCCAUCCGUCCUGGUAGCUGAACCGCCCUCUCCUCACCCGAGCAUGACGGAGCUGUUACAAGGAGAGUUGGAUCCGAUUCAGUGUCCCCCAUCCCAAACCCUCACCUCCCGUUAUCCCCCAGUCUCCCAUCGCUCGGCUCCCCCAUCACUCAACAGCUCACCCCAUGAGCACACAGUUAUGCCACAUCCCUCCUCCAUCUCCAUCCCCUCUCUUUCUUCAUCAAGCCAUCCAUCAUCCAUCACUCCCCUUUUGGUAGACUUAUCAGGACCCGAUAGUCAGCAGCCUCAAUCCCGUCUCCUGCUCGUGUCCCAGUCUGAGUCCCAGUUCACAUCCUCGUCUUACCCCCGUACCCUUUCCCAGUCUCAGCUCCAGCCCCUUCUCCAGCCCUCCAGCAUGGCCUCACACCCCGAAGAACCCCUCCUGGACCUGCAGGAGUGGAGUGGGGGGGAGCACACCACCCAGCUCAGCUUCAUCAACGAAGGACAGCCCCCGAUGUGAACAUUGGAGGAACUCAACAGACAGGACCAACCAGCAUGCCGCACAACUCACUGCAUGACAAUCAUGUGUCCAAAGUUUGGCAUGUGAGUUAAGAUGUAAAUACAUCGAUUUUAAACUAUUAUGACAAUGAACAACAGCUGUAUGCAGAUACGAUAAUAAAAUAGUUUGUUUUACAGUU